Molecule: messenger RNA, 879 nt
Organism: Rotaria sp. Silwood2
Lineage: Eukaryota; Metazoa; Rotifera; Eurotatoria; Philodinida; Philodinidae
Source: the annotation of a GenBank genome assembly
AUGGCAUCCCUUAUUGCUACAGUUCUUUUAUUUGUUGGUUUUAUUGUUGUCGAUCAAUUGUUCGAACAAGGCAAUAACAGUGUUUUUCCGAGUAAAUCAUAUCGUCUCGAACAAAUCUUUCCUAAUGAUAUAACACCAUCCGAUUGGGUUUAUCGAAGUUUAAAUGUAUUUAAUUAUUUUUGGCAGCUUGCUUGGCUUUUUUAUUCAUUAACAUUUAUUUAUCGUCGAUCAGCAAAUGGUUAUCUUUAUUUAUCACCAAAAACAUUAACACUAACAUUUACCAUUAUAUAUAUAACUGGUUUUCUUAUUCAAACAAUUUGGCUUUUAUUUUUUUAUAAAACUUAUAUAAUUUGGAGUUGGAUUAUUUAUUUAGUUUCAUUUUUAUUAUUAUCACUUGCUUUAUUUAUUAUUAAUAAUAAUUUAGCAGUAAAUAAAAAAAUCUAUGAAACAGAAGGAUUUAAUCGAGAUGUUUGGUGUCUUCGAUUUUUUGCUCAAAAUGGUGUAGCAUUUUUUGCUUGUUGGACAGCUGUUCAUUUUAUUCUUACAUUCAAUAUAUUUCUUCAAAUUAAAUGUAAUUUAUCAAUGGUUAAUGCGGGUACAAUAUCAUUAAUCUUAGCAAUUAUUAUAGCUGGUGCAUAUUGUUUUGGACCUAAUAUUAACGCAGUACUUGUUGAAAGAUGUGCCUAUCAAUUUUCACCGUGGCUGGUUUCUAUUAUAUUCUUUUGGGGUGUUGUCGAAAAUAAUUGGAUACCAAAAAAUCCUACAAGAAAUAAUAUUAUUGCAGCUAUUGAAUUACUAGCAAGUCUUGUGUCAGCUAUUGCUGCAUUGGCAUUGUUUACAAUGCGUUAUCGGGCUUCGAAAAUAGAUCCUCUAAUCUAA